AUGUACAUACAUUUCCUAUGUUUAUCAAGUUGUUAUGCAUUGUAUAUACUCUUUUUGUUACAAUUUUCAGUAAGUGAAGAAUUACAACCUCCAAUAAUUUUACGUGAAUCCAGUGAUGAUGAUGUACCAUUAGGUUCUCGUAAAGUUUUUACUUGUAAUGCAAUUGGUUAUCCUCCUCCAACAUAUAUGUGGUUACGUGAAUGGGAAAAUUUAACAUCAAAUUUUUCUUCAUUUAGUUAUUUUGAAAUAACAUCAGCUAAAAAACAAGAUCAAGGUUCAUAUAGAUGUUUAGCAAAAAAUGAUGUUGGAAUUGUUGCAAGUAAAGCAACACAUUUAACUAUUUGGUAUUUUGAUAGUUUAAUUAAUAAUCAACGUGAUCAAUUUAUAAAUGUAUAUGAAUCUGAUGCUAUUAUAUUAUAUUUACCAAUAAUAAAUUCAUCACCUGAACCAAGUGUACAAUGGUUUAUGAAAAGUAGUUCAUUAUCACGUGAUAAUAAACGUAUUAUAAUUAAUGAAAAAUAUUUUAUUACAUCAACACAUAAUCUUGUUAUACUUAAUACAGAAUAUCAAGAUGAAAAAAUUUAUUUUGCUAUUAUUGAAAAUAUAUUUGUUGGUGGUACAAAACAAUCAUCAGAUUUUCGUUUACAAAUUAAUCGACGAAAAACUCCAUUACAAAUUUCUAUACCAGAAUUUAUUGUUAAACCAACAGAUCAAUUAGCAACUAUUGGUGAUCCUAUUAAAUCAUUUGAAUGUGUUGCUAAUUCUGGUUCUAGUAAUUCUAUUGAAAUAAUUUGGCAAAAAAAUUCUAUAUUAAUUGAUCAAACAAAUGGACGAUUUCAUAUUGGUCCUUAUAAUCGAACACUUGAAGUUCGUGGAAUAAUUGCUGAUGAUCAAGGAAUUUAUUCAUGUCAUAUUCGAAUAAAAAAUUCCGACAUAUUUAUAAAUGCAAGUGCAAAAUUAAUUGUUCGAGGUGUUCCUAUAAUAACAACAAAUUUUCCACAUAUACAAAAUGUUGAUUUACAAGAUAAAACAAUUUUUACUUGUAAUGGUACACAAACAUCAACAAAUGUUAAUGUAACAUGGUAUAAAAAUGCUGUUCGUUUAAUAAAUCAAUCAUCGAAAAUUCAAUUAAUUGAAAAUAAAUUAAUAAUUAAUGAUAUUGAAUGGAAUGAUCAAGGUAUGUAUCAAUGUUUUUUAACAAAUGAUGUUGGUGAAGAUACUCGUUCAACAUGGUUAAAAAUUAUAAGUAAACCACCGACUGUGUCUGUUAGUAAAGAUUUAAUAGUUUUUAAUGGAACUGAUGUUCAAUUAACAUGUAAUGUUAAUGGAUCACCGUGGCCAAAUAUAACUUGGUUUAAAUUAAAUUUAAAUGAUAAUGAAAGAAUUUUAUUAAAUAAUAUUCAUGAAAGAUUUCAUAUUAAUCAUCGAACUGGUGUUUUAUCAAUAUCAAAUACAAUACGAAAUGAUUCUGGUCUAUAUGAAUGUUUAGUACAGAAUAUUCUUGGAUCAGCAAAUGCACGUACAACAUUACUUGUUCGUCGACGAACAAGAAUUAUAUCAUUACCACAAACAAUGAAAAUUAUUAAAGCCCAAUCAUUAAAACUUGUUUGUCAUGUAUUUAAUGAAGAUGAUGUAUCAAAAAAAAUUUCUUGGUAUUUUAAUUAUAAUCAAAUUAUACCACAGAAUAAAUUUUAUAAUGAAACUACUAUUUUAAUUGAUACACCACAAAAUCAAGAUUCUGUAUGUUAA
Molecule: messenger RNA, 1749 nt
Organism: Rotaria sp. Silwood2
Lineage: Eukaryota; Metazoa; Rotifera; Eurotatoria; Philodinida; Philodinidae
Source: the annotation of a GenBank genome assembly